AUUGUCGACUCAUGUUAUACUUUCGCGGCAUCAGUAUUCUCAGUAGUAGACUUCAACCCCCCAGAAGUGAGUAAUGCUUUGAUGUUGCUGCUGCUGCUCCAACUUUCUUAUUUAGCAUUAUUUUUAUCAACAAACAACUUCAUACUCCAUUAUCAUCAUCAUUACCAUUUAUCAUUAUCACAUUUACUUCCUCUUUCUCUAGAAAGACCAAACCAAAUCAACUCUCUCACUCUGCUGCUAUCAUUCUUGGAUCUCUGAAGAAGUAGUAAUGGUGGGUUCAGUUCAGAUCUCGUGAAAUCAUCAUUUUGUUCCAUUUUUUUGGGGAGGUUUAAUAAAUAAUGGGAAGUAUAUCAUCAGAUGAAGAAGGUUAUGAUCAACAAAGUGAAAGAUAUGGUGGUAGUUAUAGUUUAAGUGCUGAUGUAAGUGAAUCAGAAAGUUCUGGUAGUUAUUCCUGUAGACGGUAUGAUGGAACUGAAGGUGGAGGAGGUGCUGGUGGUGCUUCAAGUUCUUUAUCUUCAUCUCCACUUACAUCUUCUCGUGUUAUGAGUAGUCUUGGAAAUUCUAUUUUCCCUUCUGCUUCUUCAUUAAUGUUGCCUGUAAUUGGUAAAGAUAUUGUUGUUUGGGAAGAUGAGAAACCUGAAAAACGUUUAGCUGAUUUAUCUGAAGUGGAAAUGAUGAAGGAAAGAUUUGCUAAGCUACUACUUGGAGAAGAUAUGUCAGGUGGAGGGAAAGGAGUUUGUACAGCUCUUGCAAUAUCAAAUGCCAUUACUAAUCUAUCUGCUACUGUGUUUGGGGAACUAUGGAGGUUGGAACCAUUGGCACCACAGAAGAAGUCAAUGUGGUGUAGAGAAAUGGAAUGGCUAUUAAGUGUUAGUGAUUCGAUUGUGGAGUUAAUUCCUUCAGUUCAAGAUUUUCCUGGAGGUGGUACAUUUGAGGUGAUGAAGGCUAGACCAAGGUCUGAUCUAUAUGUAAAUCUUCCGGCACUAAAGAAGCUUGACGCCAUGUUGCUUAGUAUGCUUGAGAGUUUUCGUGACACUGAGUUUUGGUAUGUUGAGCGUGGGGUGAUUGUUGCCGAGGGGGAUGGUGGUGGUGGUGGUGGUGGUGAUGCGUAUCCACUGUCUUCGUCUAAUGGGAGGCAUUCAAUUAGACAGGAAGAGAAGUGGUGGCUCCCUUGCCCUAAGGUGCCACAUGAAGGAUUAUCAGACGAUGCAAGAAAGACAUUGCAGCAAUGUAGGGACUGCACAAAUCAGAUUCUUAAGGCUGCUUUAGCGAUUAAUAGCUCUGUGCUUUGCGAAAUGGAAAUCCCAAGUGUAUACUUGGAGACACUGCCAAAGAGUGGAAAAUCUUGCUUGGGUGAUAUUAUAUAUCGCUACGUAACAGCAGAGCAGUUCUCACCAGAAUGUCUUCUUAAUUGCUUGGACUUGUCAUCAGAACACCAAACACUGGAAAUAGCAAAUAGCAUUGAAGCUGCCGUGCUGGUUUGGAGGCAGAGAAGCGGGAAAAAACUUACAAAUAAUGCAAAGAAUGGGAGAUCUUCGUGGGGUGGAAAGGUCAAGGGGCUUGUUGGUGACAGCUCAAGAAGUCAACUUCUAGCACAUAGGGCAGAAACCCUCUUGCAGAGCCUACGACUUCGGUAUCCUGGACUGCCACAGACUGUGUUGGACAUGAACAAGAUUCAAUACAACAAGGAUGUUGGACAAUCUAUACUCGAGAGCUACUCAAGGGUGAUGGAAAGCUUGGCCUUCAACAUAAUGGCAAGAAUUGAUGACGUGCUCUACGUGGAUGAUGCAAUGAAGAAAUGUGUGGCAGCAGAGUCAGUCUCUCUUUUUGGCAGAGGAGGUUUAGGUAGUUUUCCCCUGCAAAAGAGAAUCUCACCAAGUCCUUUCUCAGUACAACAUUCUCCAUUUGCAUCUCCUUUUGCAACACCAACCUUUUGUUCUUCCACACCUGUCAGCGGAAGCCCACCGAAGGCAAAUGAAACCCUAACAAAGAAUUGUCCUCUAGUUGGUCAGGAUGGGAAGCUUGACAAAUUGGUCUCAACCAAUACUGAAAAGAGAUGGUCAUAUGCUGGUAAUUUGAGUGCUGGGACAGAAACUGGGUAUGCCCCAGAGAGAGAUUAACCGGAUUUGUUAGUUGGAUUAUAGACAUAAAAGAUGAGUUAACAGUGUAAAUGGAAGAAAAUUAAUCUCAUGAGAUCUUUAGCAUUUCCUGUUACCUAUCUA
Molecule: messenger RNA, 2222 nt
Organism: Papaver somniferum (opium poppy)
Lineage: Eukaryota; Viridiplantae; Streptophyta; Magnoliopsida; Ranunculales; Papaveraceae
Product: rop guanine nucleotide exchange factor 1-like
Exons: 5
Coding region: 339-2120 (593 amino acids)
Molecular function (GO): guanyl-nucleotide exchange factor activity
Source: RefSeq, a predicted model, not a curated record